UGGACAUGCGCGGAGUUGCAGCGAAUAUGGCGGCAUGCUGAUAGAAAGUGAGGAAUCUCCCAUCAAAAUACCCAGUUUAAACGGGAGCGGGACUAUGCUCAGACGUUUUGUAAACCUGGAUGUUUGGGCCAGAGUGUCAGCGUAAACCGUGUGUGUCUGUGUGGGGAACAGCCGGUCUGACUUGAGCCUUUCUGCAACCGCACGUUUAACUUUGGUCAUCAUGGGCCGGACACCACACAGAGAUCAAAAAGAAGAGAAAGAGAGACGAAGCAGCAUCACAGCAGGAUCUCCCCUCGACAAAUCUAAUGAACCGUUCAGUUGGGAAGACUAUCUGAGAGAAACAUCCUCUACUGCAGCGUCACCUACUUGCUUUAAACAGUCCAGAGUCCCCCCCUCCAAUGACUUUAAAGCAGGUAUGAAACUUGAGGCACGGGACCCUCGCAACUCUAACUCUGUGUGCAUUGCAACGGUGAUGGGCAUGAUGGGUACUCGUCUACGCCUGCGUCUGGAUGGAAGCGACAACACCAAUGACUUCUGGAGACUGGUCGACUCGUUAGACAUCCAACCAAUAGGAACGUGUGAGAGAAACGGAGACAUGCUGCAGCCACCGCUGGGUUUCAGGAUGAAUGCCUCCUCGUGGCCCAUGUUCCUCCUGCGGACGCUGAGUGGAGCCGAAAUGGCCCCUGCCUCUGCUUUUAAAAAGGAACCAGCCAGUCCAGUUAAAAACUACUUCCAGCCUGGUAUGAAGCUGGAGGCGGUGGACAGGAAGAACCCCUAUCUGAUUUGUCCUGCCACAGUGGGAGAAGUCAGAGGUCAGGAGAUUUUCGUCAUGUUUGACGGCUGGCGAGGGGCCUUUGACUAUUGGUGCCCCUUCGACUCCAGAGACAUCUUCCCCGUCGGCUGGUGUGCCCUGACAAAACACAGCAUACAGCCGCCUGGAAAUUUCUUUACCCUCCCUGGUGCCCUUCUCGCUCCCGUGUCUUCCACCUCAGCUUCCCUCACUACACGUCGCUCAUCUUCCAAUCCCUCCUCCUCCAUGCAGACUUCAUACCGACUGCCCAAUCCCUUACCACCCCUCCCUGUGCGCAAGGGUGUCCGAGGUCGACGUCCCAAAUCCCAGACUAUUGCUUUGUUGAAGGCGGCAGCUGAGGCUGCGGCGGCGGCAGCAGUAAAUGGAGCAUCACAGAGCCCUGCCAGAAUGAUCUCUGAGACUCAAUUGGCCCCCAGACCACACAAGAAGAGAGGGCCGAAGCCUAAGAACAAGAAGAAGCCUCAGGUGAUGCAAUCCCAGGGGGCACCAGCAGUUACAGUUCCACCUCCAGAGACCAGACUGAGCUCCGGACACGUCUCAGCAGACAACAACCAUAGCAACAGCUCAAAUGUAGUUUGCACAGUGUGUGUCUAUGUGAACAAGCACGGUAACUAUGGCCCACAUCUGGACAGAAAACUAGUGCAGCAGUUGCCGGACCACUUUGGUCCAGCUCCAGUAAACGCAGUGCUUCAGCAGGCUGUCCAGGCCUGCGUGGACUGUACGUACCAGCCCUCUGUGAUGCUGUCGUUCCUACAGAGCCAGUCCCACACAGGAGGAGAGGUCAUCAGAGUGCGGUCAGAGCAUGGUAUCCGCUACGUGAAGCUGCCCUCUGCCUCCAGUACGUCUUCUGUGCUGCGGUUUCUGGAGAACAUGUGCCAACAUCUGGAGAGUGACAGUCUCUUCAGCUCGCAGCCCUUUAGCCCCUUCAGCAACAACUCGCGCUUCUACAACAGGACCAAGUCAGAACCACUGUCCCAACCUGAGAACAGCAUGUCCAAUGACGAUUCCACAAAGGAUCCCGCUCCCAGCAUCCGCCCCCCUCACACCGCAUCGGACUACAGAGCAACAAAGAAGGAGCGGCCAUAUUAUCCUGGACACACACACACGCCGCCACCCCUAAGAAGGUUUGUCAUUAUCUUCCACCCAAAUGAAUUGGGCAGAGUGCCCACCCGACGAGUGGAGGCAGCUAGCUCAACAACAGGCCCAGACCACAUGAAACAGGACAAGGAGGGUUCAGGGAACGACGCCUCCACCUGGUCAGUUGAUGAUGUCAUGCGGUUCGUCCUAGAGGCUGACCCCCAAACUCUCGGCCCGCACGUCGAGCUGUUCAGGAGACAUGAGAUUGAUGGCAAAGCUCUGAUGCUGCUGCGCAGUGAUGUCAUUAUGAAGUACAUGGGACUGAAGCUGGGCCCGGCGCUCAAACUCUGUCAUCACAUCGAGAAGCUGAAACAGACCAAACAAUAGAGGAUGAAGGCAUUCUUUUUUUUUUUCUCUCACUGGCAACUUAACACACAACAAACAUGUACUUUUCUACAGGGAUGUAGUGCAGUGUAAAGCACCUGAACCAGGGUCAUAGCUAGCAUUGAGGACACUGAGGUCCAACUCGCUGUUAUUUUUUCUGUGUGUGUGUAUUUGGAGGUUGCAGGGAGUUUGCAAGUACAAACUUACACACAGUGGUCUUUUUAUGAACUGAGCCCAGUAUUUUUUUGUAUGAAGCAGUUUAAAUCUGACUACUUUUUGGCCAACAAAUAUAUAAAUCAACAGUCUUUUAUUCUGGGCAGUGUAGAGAAGGUUUUGAAACAGCUGUGAAACAAAAUUAAUAGUUAACCGACUAACCAGAAUAUGAAAAAGUCCAUGUUAAUGAAACACAUUUGGGAUCUUCUUUUUCAUUUCCGGUCAAAUUCUUUUGAGGGUGGUGUGGUGUACGUCAGGGGACUUAUGGCCUCAGUAUUUCUAAAAUCCUGGCUACGGCUCUGAUGAAGUCACAGAUCACAAUUCACUUUUACAUUCAAACAGAUACAUAGUAUCAUCAUUUGCAUUACUGUAAUUGGUAUCAGAUAUCUCAGCAUUUCUUUAUGUCAGUGUCUUUUUGCUUUAUUUUGAACAACUGGAGGCCAUAAUUUAUCAAUCUUUUUAUUUACCAGACAGGCUGUAGGCUUUGCAACUUUAUUUCUUUGGACAUCCGCCUGUCCAGAUUGGAAAAGUUAGUUCAGGUAUUGGGAGUGAACGUCUCUUGCUGCUCACUGCAUCAUUUAUAACAAUGCAAUAAAGUUUUCUGAAUGACUGCGUCUGUUACAGGCUGUUAAAUUUAGUUCAUGCAAGGCAUUGAACGACGUUGUGAGCAUUAUUAUUAACAGAUAGUUUCAUUCCAAGAUGUUGGAGAAGUUGUUUUGUUUCCUGAAGUCAAUCAUUGCAUGAAUGAUUCUUGUCCUCAAAUACUUUUAAA
Etheostoma spectabile (orangethroat darter) is the source of this 3257-nucleotide messenger RNA. It is a transcript of the gene scml2, whose product is annotated as Scm polycomb group protein like 2. The record is from RefSeq and is a predicted model, not a curated record. Gene Ontology annotation, molecular function: chromatin binding; histone binding. Gene Ontology annotation, cellular component: nucleus. Lineage: Eukaryota; Metazoa; Chordata; Actinopteri; Perciformes; Percidae. Gene Ontology annotation, biological process: negative regulation of DNA-templated transcription.